Budorcas taxicolor (takin) is the source of this 3566-nucleotide messenger RNA. RefSeq names its product mitoguardin 2 (gene MIGA2). The record is from RefSeq and is a predicted model, not a curated record. Lineage: Eukaryota; Metazoa; Chordata; Mammalia; Artiodactyla; Bovidae. Gene Ontology annotation, biological process: mitochondrial fusion. The transcript has 16 exons. The coding region runs from base 191 to 1972 and encodes 593 amino acids.
CGGGCGCCGGGGAAGGAGACGCUGCCCUUCCGCAGCGAUGCGAUCUUGGCUCUGUGCAGGGACCUUCUGGUCUGUGCGUCCCUGUUUCAGGGCGUGGAUGGUACCCAGGACCCAGCCAGCAACCAGUUGAAGACGUUCUCCUUGGAAGCUUUCAGCCCCGAGGGCUCUCGCCUGGGCUGCUGAUCCUGCCAUGGCGUUCCGGCGGACCGAGGGCAUGUCCAUGAUUCAGGCCCUGGCCAUGACAGUGGCUGAGAUCCCUGUGUUCCUUUACACGACGUUCGGGCAGUCUGCCUUCUCCCAGCUGCGGUUGACACCAGGCCUGCGGAAGGUCCUCUUUGCCACGGCCCUGGGGACUGUGGCCUUGGCCCUGGCUGCCCACCAGCUGAAGAGGCGACGGCGGAAGAAGAAGCAGGUCGGGCCCGAGAUGGGAGGCGAGCACCUGGGCACGGUGCCCCUCCCCAUCCUCAUGGCCAGAAAGGUCCCGUCGGUGAAGAAAGGCUACUCCAGCCGCAGGGUCCAGAGCCCCAGUAGCAGGAGCAACGACACCCUGAGCGGCAUCUCCUCCAUUGAGCCCAGCAAGCACUCAGGCUCCUCCCACAGCCUGGCCUCGAUGGUGGUAGUAAACUCAUCCAGCCCCACGGCUGCAUGCUCGGGACCACGGGAGACCCGAGGGAUAGAGGAGUCUGUGACCACCGCCGAUGGCAACGCUGAGAGCCUCUACAUGCAAGGCAUGGAGCUGUUCGAGGAGGCCCUGCAGAAAUGGGAGCAGGCGCUGAGUGUGGGGCAGAGGGCAGACAGCGGCAGCACCCCCACCCCAGGGGAUGGCCUCCGGAACCCCGAGACAGCUUCAGAGGCACUGUCCGAGCCGGAGUCCCAGCGGAAGGAGUUUGCGGAGAAGCUGGAGUCGCUGUUGCACCGGGCCUACCACCUGCAAGAGGAGUUCGGGUCCACCUUCCCGGCCGACAGCAUGCUGCUGGACCUGGAGCGGACCCUCAUGCUGCCCCUGACAGAGGGCUCGCUGCGUCUGCGGGCGGACGAUGAGGACAGCCUGACCUCGGAAGAUUCCUUCUUCUCUGCCACCGAGCUUUUUGAGUCCCUGCAGGUCGGAAAUUACCCGAUCCCACUCUCCAGGCCUGCCGCCGCCUACGAGGAGGCCCUGCAGCUGGUGAAGGAGGGCAAAGUGCCCUGCCGGACCCUCAGGACAGAAUUGCUGGGCUGCUACAGCGACCAGGACUUUCUAGCCAAGCUGCAUUGCGUGCGGCAGGCCUUCGAGGGCCUCCUGGAAGACAAGAGUCACCAGCUUUUCUUCGGGGAGGUUGGCCGGCAGAUGGUGGCAGGCCUGAUGACCAAGGCUGAGAAGAGCCCCAAAGGCUUCCUGGAGAGUUACGAGGAGAUGCUGAGCUACGCCCUACGGCCGGAGACCUGGGCCACCACGCGGCUGGAGCUGGAGGCCCGAGGGGUGGUAUGCAUGAGCUUCUUCGACAUCGUGCUGGAUUUUAUCCUCAUGGAUGCCUUCGAGGACCUGGAGAACCCCCCGUCCUCGGUGCUCGCCGUCCUGAGGAACCGCUGGCUGUCAGACAGCUUCAAGGAGACGGCCCUGGCCACUGCCUGCUGGUCGGUCCUGAAAGCCAAGAGGAGGCUGCUGAUGGUGCCUGAUGGCUUCAUCUCCCAUUUCUACUCCGUAUCGGAGCACGUUAGCCCUGUCCUAGCCUUCGGCUUCCUUGGACCCAAGCCUCAGCUCUCUGAAGUCUGUGCUUUCUUUAAGCACCAGAUCGUGCAGUACCUGACCGACAUGUUCGACCUGGACAACGUGCGGUACACGUCCGUGCCGGCGCUGGCCGAGGACAUCCUCCAGCUGUCCCGGCGCCGCAGCGAGAUCCUGCUCGGCUACCUGGGGGCACCGGCGGCCGGCAGCGUCGGCCUCAACGGUGUGCUGCCCCGGGAGAACGGGCUCCCAGAGGCGCUGCAGUAGUGGCUGCUGUGGGCCCGGGACGGUGGCUGCCUGGGCUGCCUUCACGUGGGGGACGCCGGCGAGAGGCCUCAGGGUUGGCGUGGGAGGCCCGGGUGUCUGGCCAUCAGCAGUGGCAUAGCGCAGGCCGUGGUGGCCAAGGGCACUUACUUGCCCCAACCUUGCCUCCAUCAUCUGGGAAUCCCCAGGGCCCGGAGGUGGAGGGCAGACUUCCUUGGAGAUGGAGGGGGCCCCGAGGGGUCCACCUGACCCACCCUCGGUUGUGGCUGGGGAAGCAGAGGCUGGACUAGUGGCCAGUGGGGCCAGAGAGGAAGAAUCAGGCGGAGAUGGGAUGCCCGGGGUGUGGGUCCCCAAUACCUCCCGCCUCCCAGGGGGGCUGCUGAAUAGGGCUUGGAGGGUGGAGAUGGAAGAGAGGGAGGCGGGGCUCUGUGGUGAAGAGGCCAGGGCUGGCCAGUGUCAGGUCCAGGCAUUGGCCUGGCCAGUGCUCACAGCCUGCCGCCACCCGAAAGAACAGCUCCAGGGGUGAAGGCUGAGGCUGGGGGCACCUCGGUGGGCAGCGGGCCUGGGCCAUCCCAAGGUGGGCCCGCUUGGGCUCACGUCUGGAUGGGGAUCGGGCCCUUGAGAAACCCAAGCACUCGAGCAGGAUGCUAUCCUCUGCCCUUCCCUGGCCCUCCAGAAGACUCGUUUCUCCUUCCACCUCUGCCACCACCAAAGACAGAGGAGGUGGGGCUGGUCGCCCCCCCCUCCCUCCCCUCUGUGAGCCUGGGAGUCUCUGGCUGGUGCUAGGCGCUGGGCUGGAGGCCCUGACUGGGGUCAUUUCGUUCCCCAAGAGUGAGGGGCUGAGGAGCCAUGGGGCAGGGGAUGGUCAGAGGAUGCAGGCGGCUGGACCAGCAUCAGGACAGGAAACUCACCUGGCCCUCAGCCUUCAACUUGACGCACAAACCGAGUAGCAGUGUAGAGCCCACCGCCAAAGGCUGCGGGCAUAGGUCCCCACAUCACCGGAUUUCUGUCCGCCCUGCAGACCUGCUUCCCUUGUGGUGUUUCCACCUGAGGAAACAGGUGUUUUAUUUAUUGCCUUAACACUUUAUUUUGAGGUCCGCCCCUUUCCAGGCGCGGGUAGGGGGAUGCCUCCAAGAGACACAGACUCCUGUUUUUCCACAUUCUGGAGUUGGGACUGGCUCCUCAGUCCCGGGGGCGCCCUCCCUUGAAUGGCAAAGGGGUCCCCAGGGUUGGGUGGGAGGCAGGGUGGGAGAGGACCCAUCUUCUCUGAGCCCACUCCCGCCCCCACCCCCCCCAGACUGCAGGGACCACUGUGCACUAACUAUGCUUCUGGCUCCAAGCCAUGUGUCUGAGGUCUUAACUGCCUCCCCCUGGGUGGGAAGGUCGGGGAGGCCCCUCCAUGCUAACGUUCGGUUCAUUUGCACUUGCCCCGCCCGCGCUGUGAAUGUGACCUUGGGCCUAGGCCCUGGCUGCUCUGAUCUGCUCCCCAGUCACCCAGCAGUGGCAUUUUCAUGUUGUCUGUGUUUCCAUGUCCACGCACUGCCUCUGGCACUUGAUUUGUCGCAGCUUCCCACUUUUGUACGAUAGGGCCUGUGCA